AGAGGUAGGAAAGACCUGUAAGUGAGACAAAUCAAGCCUGUGACAGCGGAGAAACUUGAGUUUUAUAACAAAUAAAUACCGAACAGAGACUGAAAGAGAAACGGUACAAUGUCCUUAAAGCCGCGGGUGGUGGACUUUGACGAGACAUGGAACAAGCUACUGACGACAAUCAAGGCUGUUGUGAUGCUCGACUAUGUGGAGAGAGCCACGUGGAACGAUCGGUUCUCCGACAUUUAUGCCUUGUGCGUUGCAUACCCAGAGCCUUUGGGUGAGAGAUUAUACACAGAGACCAAGGUGUUUCUUGAGAAUCAUGUUCGGCAGUUGUACAAGGUAAGCACUCGCGAAAAGCAUUUUUAUUUCUGCAUUAUGUCUUCUUUCCACAACGCAUGUAACGCUUGUCUGUGUGUGUGUGUGUGUGUGUGUGUGUAUUUUCAGAAAGUCCUGGAUUCGGAGGAGAAGGUUUUAGUGAUGUACCACAGAUACUGGGAUGAGUACAGCAAAGGAGCUGACUACAUGGACUGCUUGUACAGGUACCUCAACACUCAGUUCAUCAAGAAGAACAAGCUAACAGAAGCAGACCUACAGUACGGCUACGGGGGAGUGGACAUGAACGAGCCGCUCAUGGAGAUCGGAGAGCUGGCGCUCGAUAUGUGGAGGAAGCUCAUGAUCGAGCCCCUUCAGGCUGUCCUGAUCCGGAUGUUGCUGAAUGAAAUCAAAAAUGAUCGUUGUGGGGAGAACCCUAACCAGAAGGUAAUCCACGGGGUCAUCAACUCCUUUGUUCAUGUUGAACAGUACAAGAAGAAGUUUCCACUAAAGUUUUAUCAGGAAAUCUUCGAAGGGCCAUUUCUGACAAGAACGGGAGAGUAUUACAAGCAGGAAGCCUCCAAUCUCCUGCAAGAGUCCAACUGCUCACAGUAUAUGGAGAAGGUGUUGGGGCGGUUGAAAGACGAAGAGAUGAGAUGUCGGAAGUACCUGCACCCCAGCUCCUAUGCCAAAGUCAUCCAUGAAUGCCAGCAGAGGAUGGUGGCGGAUCAUCUGCAGUUCCUGCACGGGGAGUGCCAGAGCAUUAUUCGGCAGGAGAAGAGAGAGGACAUGGCCAACAUGUACACCCUGUUGCGGUCCGUGUCCAACGGGCUGCCCCACAUGAUCCAGGAGCUGCAGGUCCACAUCCACAACGAGGGCAUCCGAGGCACCAGUAACCUCUCUCAGGAAAACAUGCCAACCCUGUUUGUGGAGUCGGUGCUGGAGGUUCACAGUAAAUUUGUUCAACUCAUAAACACAGUUCUAAACGGAGAUCAGCACUUCAUGAGUGCACUCGAUAAGGCUUUGACGUCCGUGGUGAACUUCAGGGAGCCCAAGUCCAUCUGUAAAGCCCCUGAACUUCUGGCGAAAUACUGUGACAAUCUGCUGAAAAAGUCUGCAAAGGGAAUGACGGAGAACGAGGUGGAGGACAAGCUGACGAGCUUCAUCACGGUGUUCAAGUACAUAGACGACAAGGACAUCUUUCAAAAGUUUUAUGCCAGAAUGCUAGCGAAGCGGUUAAUACACGGUUUAUCAUUGUCAAUGGACUCAGAAGAAGCCAUGAUCAACAAACUAAAGCAAGCUUGUGGCUACGAGUUCACGAGCAAACUGCACAGAAUGUACACAGACAUGAGCGUGAGCGCCGACCUCAACAACAAGUUCAACAACUUCAUCAAGACGCAGGAGACGGUGGUGGACCUGGGCAUCAGCUUCCAGAUCUACGUAUUACAGGCUGGAGCCUGGCCACUCACGCACGUCCCCUCCUCCACAUUCGCCAUCCCUCAAGAGCUAGAGAAGAGUGUGCAGAUGUUUGAGUUGUUCUAUAAUCAGCACUUCAGUGGGAGGAAGUUGACCUGGCUGCACUAUCUCUGCACAGGUGAGGUGAAGAUGAACUACCUGUCCAAGCCCUAUGUCGCCAUGGUGACCACCUACCAGAUGGCUGUGCUGCUGGCCUUCAACAACAGCCUGACGGUGACCUACAAGGAGCUGCAGGACGGCACCCAGAUGAACGAGAAGGAGCUACAGAAGACCAUCAGGUCCCUGCUGGACGUCAAGAUGCUCAACCACGACUCGCAAAAGGAGGAGAUCGAAACCGAGUCCACGUUUUCGUUAAAUAUGACUUUCACCAGUAAAAGGACAAAGUUCAAGAUCACCACGUCGAUGCAGAAAGACACACCACAGGAGAUGGAGCAGACGAGGAGCGCCGUGGACGAGGACCGCAAAAUGUAUUUACAAGCUGCUAUAGUGAGAAUCAUGAAGGCCCGCAAGGUGCUCCGACACAACGGCCUCAUCCAGGAGGUCAUCAAUCAGUCCAAAGCCAGGUUCAACCCAAGUAUCAGCAUGAUCAAGAAGUGCAUCGAGGUGCUCAUCGACAAGCAGUACAUCGAGCGAAGCCAGACCUCGGCAGACGAGUACAGCUACGUGGCGUAGGGGGAGCCCCCUCCGCACAAACACUCAGCCGGCAGACGCAGGUUUAAAAUCAAUAACAAAACAGACUCAUUCAUCCAUUUCGGUUUUGGACUGUCGCUGUCUGCUGUGAUUCUACGCGCGGUGACCCAAAAGGCAGGACUGGUGCCUCCAUCUUUUGAAAAAAACAAACAAGAAAAAGGUCAUCGUGUCAACGUCACGACAGCCAGCUAACGCCACCUCCCACGAGACCCUCCUCCCCGGCCCCACCCACCGUCUGAUUUUUAAGCUGUUUACAACAUCACCAGUGCCACGCACCCCGUGCGUCAAAAACGACAAAAAAUAAAUUGCCUAUCGCUGUUCCAGAGGGAAGAGCCGAUAAACAUCGACCGGAAAAAUUAAGUUAAAAAAAAAAAAAAAGGAAAAAACUUGGGGAAAGAGUGAGUUGUGACACCAAUGACACCAUUGGUGGCUAAUGUGCAGCCACCAAUGACACCAUUGGUGGCUACACAUUUUUAAAAAAACAACAAAAAAAAACAUGCUUUUUUUUCUCACGUUUGCAGUUGUUGUGUGUUUAUUUUAAUUUUCUUUGUUAAAUGUACUGAAGUUAGGAAAAUAUAUUGUAAUAAAACUGGUAUACUGACUAUUGUAUCUACUUUCAAAUGUAAAGAAAAAAAAAACAUGAGGUGACAAACAUGAUCCUGCUGCUUGUCAAAUAAAUAAAUAAAAACACUGAAA
Messenger RNA from Anarrhichthys ocellatus (wolf-eel), 3165 nucleotides. RefSeq names its product cullin 2 (gene cul2). Gene Ontology annotation, cellular component: cullin-RING ubiquitin ligase complex. Bases 109 to 2451 code for a protein of 780 amino acids. NCBI's taxonomy places the organism in Eukaryota, Metazoa, Chordata, Actinopteri, Perciformes, Anarhichadidae. Gene Ontology annotation, biological process: ubiquitin-dependent protein catabolic process. The transcript has 20 exons. Gene Ontology annotation, molecular function: ubiquitin protein ligase binding. The record is from RefSeq and is a predicted model, not a curated record.